This is a messenger RNA of Cricetulus griseus (Chinese hamster), 1045 nucleotides long. The record is from RefSeq and is a predicted model, not a curated record. Lineage: Eukaryota; Metazoa; Chordata; Mammalia; Rodentia; Cricetidae.
GCCAUCGCGUGCUUGAUGGACAUGAACGCGCUGCUGGACCGAUUCCAUAACUACAUCCUCCCGCACCUGCGGGGCGAGGACCGCGUCUGCCACUGCAACUGUGGCCGGCACCACAUCCACUACGUGAUCCCAUACGACGGGGACCAGUCGGUGGUGGACGCAUCUGAGAACUACUUUGUGACAGACAAUGUGACCAAGCAGGAGAUCGACCUUAUGCUGGGGCUGCUUCUGGGCUUCUGCAUCAGCUGGUUCCUGGUGUGGAUGGAUGGUGUCCUGCACUGUGCUGUGCGCGCCUGGAGGGCUGGUCGGCGCUAUGAUGGCUCGUGGACCUGGCUGCCCAAGCUGUGCAGCCUGCGGGAGCUGGGGCGGCGGCCGCACAGGCCCUUCGAGGAGCCCACAGGGAACAUGGUGCACGUGAAGCAGAAGCUCUACCACAACGGCCACCCCAGCCCACGGCACCUGUGAGUGCACAGGACUCGGGGCUGCUGUGCACAUGUAAAGGGACCUCGUGGACGCUCAGCUGGCGAGACGGGACUGCGGCCUCAGGCCCAGGAUAUGCUGGGCUGUGGCCAGCUGGGCUGUGGCCAGCAGGCAAAUCCAGUGGAAGGUGCUGUCUCUUCUUUUUAUAAAGGGGGUUGGGUGGGGGCUGGGGUUGGGAUGGCCACUGGGCUUCAGGGACAGCAACCUGGUUUCCACAGUGAGCAGGACACAAAGGCAGGCUUUUAGAGGUGCUGGGGCCAGGGGUGGUGGGUUCACAAUGGGGAUAGGCAUGGCCUGGGUCACGCUAGCCUAAGGCCGCAUCUCAUUGAAAGCCACUGUUUCCUGUGCACCUGUCCAUCCGUCCGUCUGGAGGGGAGGGAUGUGUCAGGGCCUGCGCCCAUCUGCACACGGGAGCAUGUGCAUGGGGCGUGUGCGACUGGAGGACUGGAGGGUGGGACUGGAAGGGCGGGCCCCCAGCAGCAAUAAAGAUGUGGUGGCCCCAGGUGUCCCAGCCCUCACUGUGAAGCCCACCCUGCCUGGCCAGUAAAUUCUCCAGAAAGCUCCA